This is a messenger RNA of Paramecium primaurelia, 1211 nucleotides long. Lineage: Eukaryota; Ciliophora; Oligohymenophorea; Peniculida; Parameciidae. The record is from the annotation of a GenBank genome assembly.
AUGAUUUGCCAUAAAAAAUAUCUAAUUUUUAAAGAGUCCUACACUAUAGAAUUGCAUUCCAAUAAAGUUGUCUUAUAAAAUGUAUUGAAUAAUUAAAUUUUAAGAUUAAAAGUUCAAAUAUUCAUAUAAUAAAAUUACAAGAAAGGUCAGUAGUGGAUUGGAAACUAGAUAAAAAGAAUUUUAGAGUUAUUGCCUUUGGUAUUUAGAUUGAUAAUAAAUGGGAAUACUUCUAUAUGAAUCAAUAAAAUCUAACUCUACUUAAACAAUUUCUUGAUGGAAAAGUUUAAUAUCAAAGUAUUUUUUAAUUUUAUAAAAUAAUGGGUGUUCUAGGCAAAGGAGCAUUUGGAACAGUAUAAUAAAUUAUAUAAAUUAGGUUUUCAAAUGUUAAAAUAAAUCUAAUGGAAAUUUGGUUGCUUGCAAAUCAAUUAAGAAGUGUAGUCAAUAUCAUGAUAAAGUAUGAUAAUUUUUUAUAAUUAAGGACUUUUUUAAUGAAGUUUUCUGUAUGUAAAAUCUUAAACAUCCAAAUCUAAUCUAAAUUAAAGAAUUUUAUAUUGAAUAAAAACACUUUUAUAUUUUAAUGGAAUUUGUUGAAGGAGACACAUUAAAAUAAAUUAUAAAAAAUAAUUUAUUGGAUGAGAGAGAAAAAUUAAUUAUUGUUAAAGUAUAAUUUGAAUAAAUUAGUAACUAUUAUCACUGAUUAAUUAUUUUCAUUCAGAAGGAUUUAUGUAUAGAGAUUUUAAACCAUAAAAUGUCCUCUUAUUUGAAAAUAAUAUUGAAAAAUUAAAAUUGAUAGAUUUAGGACUUACAAUUUAAAUAAAUAAUAUAGUUUAAAGUGAAAACUAAUUAUGUGGUACACCUGGAUAUAUAGCUCCUGAAAUCUUUUAAAAAAACUAUGUAUACGAUUUUAAAUCUGAUAUAUUUAGUUUAGGAGUUGUGAUUUAUGAAUUGUAAAUAUUUUUAAUUAUAUAAAUAGAUUUUCUGGAGAAUAUUUAAUAUAAAAUCUAGAUCAUGAAGAAUUACUAAAUAUGAAUAAGAGAUUUUAAUUUAAUAAAGAGAUACUUUCAAUAACUAAGAAUUAAACAAUCUAGAAAUUAUUAUAAGGAAUGUUAUAAGAAGAUCCUUCUAUGAGAAUUAACAGUAGAGAAGCUAUGGAUAUAAUUAAAUAAAUUAAUUUCAAUUUUGAUGAAUUAUUGACUACUAAUACAGAUUGA